Molecule: messenger RNA, 465 nt
Organism: Cercospora beticola
Lineage: Eukaryota; Fungi; Ascomycota; Dothideomycetes; Mycosphaerellales; Mycosphaerellaceae
Source: RefSeq, a predicted model, not a curated record
AUGAAACUCCUCCCAGCCACCCUCCUCCUCUCCCUCUUCUCCACACCCCUCACAACCGCAACCCUAAUCACCUACGACGCCGGCUACGACGACCCCACCGGCCCUCUAACAGCAAUCGCCUGCUCCACAGGCCCAAACGGCCUCAUGACGACCCAAAACUGGAACUUCCAAUCCGAAAUUCCAACAUUUCCAUUCAUGGGCGGUUCAGCCGAUAUCGAAGCCUGGAAUAGCGAGUUCUGUGGACAAUGCUAUCAAAUCACAUAUGGCGAGAACACAGUUUAUGUUUUGGGAAUUGACCGCUCAGCGAAGGGUAUGAACUUGAGUAAAGCGGCCAUGGAUGCUUUGACGAGGGGGAUGGCGGUGCAGGAGGGGACGCUUGAUGCCGUGGUGGUGAGGGUUGGAGGGGAGAUGUGUGGGUUGGGGUGGAAGAGGAGGAGGGGCUUGAGGACGGAGGUUAGUGCUUAG